AAACCCGUCACCGUCGUCCAGUCCAUCGGCACCGAGAUCAUCGGCAACCUACGGCCCGACUACCGGGAUCGCAUCCGGGUGCUGGAGAACGGCUCCCUCCUCAUCAGCCCCUUGCAGUUGUCCGAUGAAGGGGCUUACGAGGUGGAGGUGUCCAUCACCGACGACACCUUCACUGGCGAGAAGACCAUCAACCUCACCGUGGACAUCCCCAUCUCGAAGCCUCAAGUGCUGGUGGCCUCCUCAACGGUGCUGGAGCUCAGUGAGUUCUUCACCCUCAACUGCUCCCACGAGAACGGCACCAAGCCCACCUACACCUGGCUGAAGGAUGGGCGGCCGCUGAGCAACGACUCCCGCCUGCUCCUCUCCCCUGACCAGAAGAUCCUCACCAUCACCCGUGUCCUCAUGGCCGAUGACGAUGUCUACAGCUGCCUGGUGGAGAACCCCAUCAGCCACGGCCGCAGCGUCCCUGUGAAGAUCACUGUCUACCGCCGGAGCUCCCUCUACAUCAUCCUCUCCACGGGUGGCAUCUUCCUCCUCGUCACCCUGGUGACUGUUUGCGCCUGCUGGAAGCCCUCCAAGAAGGAGAAGCGACAAGCGGAGACACAACCAGCUUCCGAAUACACAGAGCAGGACGAGGAGCGCCUGAAGCAUGAGGCUGAGACCAUCCCACGGAGUGCCGAGCACGAGCGCAAGAAUCCAGUGGCCUUGUAUAUCCUCAAGGACAAGGACUCUCCGGAGGCAGAGGAGGACUCGGCACCG
Messenger RNA from Nestor notabilis (Kea), 759 nucleotides. RefSeq names its product hepatic and glial cell adhesion molecule (gene HEPACAM). NCBI's taxonomy places the organism in Eukaryota, Metazoa, Chordata, Aves, Psittaciformes, Psittacidae. The annotation marks the transcript as partial. The record is from RefSeq and is a predicted model, not a curated record. The transcript is spliced from 6 exons.